AUGAAACGAUACGGCGUACUGCUUGGCCUGAUCAAGUCGCUCACCUCGUACAUUCAGUCGACGGCCGGCGCUGCCGCCGCUGCAUCUUCUGGCACUGUGGGCGUGACGGGCCCGAACCCGAGGAUUCCGCCGCGUCAGGCGCCGACAGACCCGGAUGCGAAGAAGAGUACGGUCCCGACGCUGUCGCAGUACCUCGUUCACCCCCUUGAACCGAUGACGGACCCGUCACCCCUGGCGCAGGAUGCUUUCUUCCAGGCGAUCAACACGCAGCUCCUGCCGGCUGUCAAGGAGGCGGAUGAGGCGCUGGUGCAGAAGCACCCAGGAGAGGACGAGAGCCGUACCCGGGCGCGCCUGACGGAGCUGCGGGGACAGCUGGAGAAGGACAGUGCCAAGACGACGCACCUCGCCGAGUACAUCGACAAGGUUGCGAGCGGGUUCAACUGGGAGAUGCGGCCCGACAUGGAAGACGAGGAUGAUGAGGACGACGAUCUCUUCGGCGGCGGCAGUGACGAUGACGGUGAUGUUGAUAUGGAGAAGCAGAAGGAGGAGAAGAAGGACGAGGCUCCGCCCGACCCGGCGGCUACGAACCCUCGACACGGGUGGAGCGUCACAGACUAUCUUCGUCUGCUGGACACGGGGAAGCCGCCGAGACGGAGGCCGCACCCGCGCGUGCUGAUGGUCUCACGCACACAUCACCCGCCGUCGUCGCCGGUGCCGUCUCCAUCUCGUAGCCUUCGCCCUUCACUUAGAUCCCAGCCAUGGGGCAACUGUAUGUAA
Molecule: messenger RNA, 777 nt
Organism: Trichosporon asahii var. asahii CBS 2479
Lineage: Eukaryota; Fungi; Basidiomycota; Tremellomycetes; Trichosporonales; Trichosporonaceae
Exons: 1
Coding region: 1-777 (258 amino acids)
Source: RefSeq, a predicted model, not a curated record